UUGUUCUGUGCGGAUUUUGUGCAGUUCUAAAGGAAGUUGACACGAUUCCGGACGUUAUGGUGAGCUCGUGUGUCGCCUUCGGCUGCACUAAUCGUGCGAAGCAGAAGCCAGGAAUCACUUUUCACGUGUUUCCGAAAGACAAGACGCUGCGUGACGCAUGGCAGCGUGCUGUUCGGAGGGAUGGCUGGGAGCCUAAGAAUGCGGACGUUCUCUGCUCGGAGCACUUUGAAGCCAACUGCUUUGACAGGACGGGCCAAACGACCAGACUGCGACCAGGGAGCAUUCCUACCAUUUUUCCUGCGUUCCCUGCGCAUCUCCAGAAACCAGCGAAAAGAAAGCGAGAGGCCCCUAAGUGUCGGACUGCGCUGUCACCUGUCGUCAGUGCUGAGGCAGCGGUUGAAAUGCCAUCUGAGCCUUCUUCGCCGGCGAAGGAUUGGUACCGUUCCAAGGCAGAGGAGUCUGCACAAGAGGUUCUCCAACUAAAGAAGAAAGUUAAGACACUGCAGCAAUCCAAAAGAAGGCUGAGCAAACGGUGUGAUGCGUCAGAAAAUUUGAUCAAGGAGCUAAAAGAGAGGAAACUUUUGUCAGAAAAAGGCCUUGAGGUCUUUGAAGCAACUUUCUCGCCUGAAAUUCAACAGCUUCUUGUCCGAGCCCAUGAAAAAACAAACAAGAUGUACCCCCCAGAGCUACGUGCAUUCGCGCUCACUCUGCACUACUACUCUGCGGCAGCGUAUGAGUAUGUGCGGUCGAAAUUUAACAACGCUUUGCCUUCGCAACCCAAAAGCCAGGACAAGCCCCUGAUCGCAGCACUCAUGAUGGAUGACAUGGCCAUCAAAAAGUAUGUUCAGCUUGUUGGGAAGAAAGUGGUAGGCUACAUCAAUCUUGGAACAGGCUAUGUGUUCGUGAAGGGUGGGCCGAAGCUGUCGUUGUUUGGCGUCCCGAAGGAUGAGAACAGGCGUAAACAAUGGGAGAAGAACCUGCGCAGAGCGGACAAGCCCCUGGAAGACACCAGCGCAGUGUGCGAGCUCCACUUCGAGCCGCGUUAUGUGCUCAGAGACUAUGUGCAUAUUAUUGAGGGAAAAGAAGUGCGGAUACCUCGCGGGAGACCCAUUCUCCGCGCUGAUGCUGUGCCGACGCUUCUACCCAAUCUGCCAGCUUACCUUAGUAAAAAGCCGACACAAGAGAGGACCGCUCGUAAGAGGAAACGAUCGGAAUCUUCAGACGGGCAAUUGAAGCCCGCAUUCUGUCCUUCCGACAAUGCGGUGUCUGGGCCGUUUGCACACACCGACGACGUUGUUGAUGCAGGCUGUGAAGAAUGUCCACAAGCGUCUACAUCUCCACCAUCUGCCAAUGUGAAUCAGUUUUACUUCAACCUAGAAGUGCCUUCACCAUACUGGAGUAAGCACAGUUUCCCUGGCCAUGCCGGUGUUGUAUACUGCACGGCCGCGUUGACCACUAAUGCCGAAGUGCUCUCCGAGCAGGUGGUAAUGUUUUCAGAGUCGCAAUGUGCCGCAUACUGCAAAGUGCUUGCUAGAGGCGUUUUGAUAAAGGAAGGGCCGGUGCAUACAAAAACGGAGGCCGAGGACGAGUUGCGAAAGACUGACCGGAUGCAGCUAUGUGCGGGUGCAAUGAGGCUCGAGGACUAUGAUGAAGCUCUCUUCACAACUAAGCUUAGGGACCACGUGUUGACGCGCCAAGGACUGUACUUCAGCAGGAAGUGCCUAGGCCAGGUGCCUAAAGAAGGAACGCCAUGCGUCUCCUGUCGGUACCUAAGGCGAGCUUUGUUGACACGCCGAAGCCGAGUGCAGCGUAGGAACACAAAGGCACGCCUCAACAUUGCCCAGAAACUUAAAACAGCAGUAAGAAGAAAUAAGCGCCUUUCCACCCGUCUCUCUGAUACAAGGGAGAGCCUUGCGAAACUGCAACAGCAAGCUGCAGCAAAAAAUGCAGAUGUUCUCCAGGAACAGAUUGGGAGCCUACCUACCCAUCAGCAAGAAGCUGUUAAACACUGCUUUGCAGCAGCUAAAGUGAAACCUAAUGGUCUUCGAUACAGCAAGAGCUGGCUUCUCGACUGCAUCAUAAUGAAGAUGAAGGGUCCCCGCUUGUACGAACACUUGCGUAAAAACAAAAUUCUUGCCCUGCCAAGCAAAUAA
Rhipicephalus microplus (southern cattle tick) is the source of this 2153-nucleotide messenger RNA. RefSeq lists its product as uncharacterized. The record is from RefSeq and is a predicted model, not a curated record. Lineage: Eukaryota; Metazoa; Arthropoda; Arachnida; Ixodida; Ixodidae.